GAUGGAGAGUGAAAGAAAAAGGAGAGACGAGGGAGGGAAAGGAGAGUGGGUGUGUCUGACUCUGCUUGUCCCCUCCUUCCGUUACAGAGGUAUAGAUGGUGCAGGAGCAGCCUGCUGCGUCCAGACGUUCAGUCCGGUGAGCUGCACUAGUCCUGAGAGCCGCACGCUCAGAGAAGUAGUCCAGCCACCCCACAACCAUCCAGUCUGACUCCCGCAGCUGCACGCUGCACGCUGCACGCCGCACUCAACCCGCUCCUUUCAGCAGUGAGAUAGCGCUGAGUUGGUGGUGAGUGUGCGAGGAUAACAGACCUCUGCAGCCUCGUUGCACCUGAGACUCCGAGCCGGCCGCAGCAGAGAUGGUGAUGAUGACGAUGAGGAUGCAGCAGAACUCACGCAGCCUUCUGGUCCUUCUCCUCGUGGUCUUCAUCGCAGGGAUAGUUCUGUCUGGUCCCUCGCCUCCCCGCAGGAGCAGAGUGCGUCGUCAGAACAUGAAAGUCCGCAUCAACGCCACAGGAGACACCAUAGUGAUGACGUUUCUGCGUCCGAACGCUGACACCAAGCUGGAGGGCUACAUCCUGGGCUACGGCAGCAGCAUGUUCUCCAAACAGUUCAUUCAGCUGCCCGAAAACGGACAGCCGUACGAGACAGAGUUUGAUGCUGAGCCCAAGUACCUUAUCGCCGUGCAGCCCAUCCCGACCAAUGAGGUGAAAAAGCAGUGCACAGGUAAAGUGGAACUGCAGAAGCCGCUGCACUUAGUGAUCGGGUCGGUGACGCCCACUUCAGUGCUCCUGUCCUGGGGGACGCUGCUGAAAACCCCUUAUGAAGGCAAUAUCAUGAAUGAGUGUCUAGAGGAUGGACACUAUACUGUGCGGUAUCGUGAGAAGAACAGGAAGUGGAACUACCAGACCUGCCCUACGAGUGACACGGUCAUCGACAAUCUGAAGCCCAACGUGGUCUACGAGUUUGGUGUCCAGCCGAACGCUAAGGACGCCACUGGAAUGUGGAGCCGGCCGGUCAUUCACAACAUCAGCACAGGGGGCAUAGAGGAGAAGGCCAUCAGGAAAAUCUUUAAACGACCUUUCAAUCCUGUGAAACCUUUAACACCAGGUCCACGCUCCUUCCCCUUUGCUCCUCGCCAUGUUUUCCAUAACAAGACCCAGGGCAGACUUCCCAUCUCCCGGAACAUAGCCACAAAGGCAACUCUUGCUCCAACCACAACUACUAGACAGGAAUCUCUGUCAACUCCUGGACCCACAACGCCUAUGGUCACCAAACAGCCAAUCGACAACCCAGGAGAAGACCUCUCCAGAUCUGUCCUGCCUCCUUUCCUUGAAAUUCCAUUAGCUCCCAAGUUCCAUCCUCCACUACACAUUACACCCACCAUGACGUCUGUACCAUUCCCUCACACAAAUGUUGAAGGUGCCAUCCGUGAUAAACAUGAAGGGUAUUCUUUGAGUCAGCCACAACAAAAGCCCAUUACACAGCCUUUACCAAACCUGCAGCUCCAGCCACACUAUCGACCACCACCACAACCAAAGCCCCAACCCCAACAACCUCAACUUAAGUCCCACGUGACGGCUCAGCCUCAACCAAAAACCUAUUCCCAAAAUCAACCACAAUCACAACCCCUAUCAACUUCCCAGCCCAUAACCAACUCACGACCGCAACAUGAACCAGAAUCUGAGCCCAUACCUAAGACCCAACCACAACCCGAGCCAACAUCCAAGCUCAUACCAAAGAGUCAACCUCAACAACAACCCCGACCAACAUCCCAGACAGUAUCCCACACACAACCACAACCCCAACCAACAUUAAAAAUCAUACCCCAGACCCAUACUCAACCACCACCCAAAUCAACAUCCAAGCACAUCAUCCAAACCCAAUCCCAACCAACAUCACAGCCCAUCAUCCAAACCCAAUCCCAACCAACAUCACAGCCCAUCAUCCAAACCCAAUCCCAUCCAACAUCACAGCCCACUCCCCAGACCCAACCACAACUCCAAACCACAUCCCAGUACAUACCCCAGAUCCAACCACAACCCCUACCCCAACCAACUUCCCAGUUCAAACACCAGACCCAAUCUCAACCACCACCCAAAUCAACAUCCAAGCACAUCAUCCAAACCCAAUCACAACCCCAACCAACAUCACAGCCCACUCCCCAGACCCAACCACAACUCCAAACAACAUCCCAGUUCAUACCCCAGACCCAACCACAAACCCUACCCCUACCAACUUCCCAGUUCAUACACCAGACCCAAUCUCAACCACAACCCCAACCCACAUCUCAGCCCAUACCCCAGACUCAACCUCAACUGCAGCCCCAACCAACUUUUCAGCCCAUACCCCUAACCCCAAGUCAAACACAACCCCAACCACCACUCCUGACCAGAGUUCACACCCAGUCUCAAACACAAUCUCAGCAACAGACACAUUUCCAAUCUGAGCCACAAAUCACAACCCAACUCCGGGUAGAUUCACAACCUCAAUCAACACAGCAUCCCAAACAUCAGGCCCAGCAUCAAACCCAACCUCAAAUAAAGACUCAAACAACGCUUCAACCAUCUCCCCAGUCCACACCUAUUACACAUCCUCACAUACCUUCACUGACACCCCAGCACAUACCUCAUACCAAUCAAGCACUACCAAGAAUUCCCAUCCAGUCUCAAUCACAAUCCCAAUCUACAGCUCAGCCGCAAACCCAAACAAAGCCUCAACCAAAGACCAACCUACAGCCUCCAACACAGACUCAACCAACAUCUAAACCAAAAAUCUAUUUUGUAGAAAUCAAGCCCAAGACACAGCCUAAGUCAAAGAGCCAACCAAAACCUAAAACAGAGCUUCAACCAAAGAGCCAACCCACAUCUAAAACACAACCUAAACCAAAGAGCCAACCCAAGCCUAAAACACAACCUAAACCAAAGAGCAAACCCAAGCCUAAAACACAACCUAAACCAAAGAGCCAAUCCAAGCCUGAAACACAGCCUCAGCCAAAGAGCAAACCCCAACCAAAACCCAUACCUAACCCAAAAAAGCAGCCAAAGCCCCACCAAAAAAAGCAACAGAAACCCCAACCAAAGCCAAAAAGCAGGGACCAACAACAACCUCAAGCAAAGACCCAGACCCAAACUCUUCCUCCUUCUCAACCCAUCCCCCAACCACAUCCUUCUUCCAAGACCCAGACUGCAUCCAGGCCCCAAUCACAUCCUCAACUUGGGCCUUCAUUGCAGCCUCAGACCGGAACCUACUCUGAACCCACCAGGGUAACCCCAAGAGAGAAAGUCCCAACGGCUCCUAGUCCACCAGAAGUGGGCAAGCCUCUACCAAGACCUGCCCUGGCUACAGAGAAAGCCGGUAGUCACAAUCUUGGUACUGGCAUUCUCAGACCAUCCAUUGCUGAAGUCCCUCGUUCUCCCAUUAGCUCAUCAGUUCCUGCAGCAAGAAGAAACACCACGCUGUCUCGCACCCGGGUUCAUUCCACACGAAUUGGUGUCAGACCAGUCUCUCCAUCCAAGACACUGACCUCUUCUCACAGCUCCAGCACACCUGGGGCCGAUGGGACUCAUCAUAGGGCCAAUGCUCUUCCUAAGCCUGUGGUGUGGUCCAAGGAAAACCCUGUUCUGCAUCCCCCUAUUCCUGUCAACAAGAGACCCAACCUGGUGGGGAAGCCCAGUGACCACGAUAAACCCAUGGACCUGAAACAGGGAGACAAGGAGUCCAUCUUGAAGCCAUUCCCCCUGGUCACAGCCAAGCCCAAGCAAGAGCGAAGACAGCAGACAGCCACCUCUGCCCCAGCAGUAAACAGCAGCCAUUUUGACAUAUAUGAGAACUCUUCCAUAUUCAGGCCCCUGCCUGCGUCAGAUAUUGACAUCAUGGGCAAGAAGCGCUUUGUAGCUCCCCAUGUGAUCUACAAGACGGAUAAAAAGCCGGAUGAGCCGUGCUCCAUCACCUCCUCUCUCUCCUUUUUCCCCGACGAGGAGGGCAGUGAUCAGAAUGUGACCGGCCCUCCCCGCAUACCACCCUCCAACCUCACCGUGGUUACCGUGGAGGGAUGCCCGUCCUUUGUCAUUCUGGACUGGCAGAAAUCCGACAAUGAGACCAGAGAGUACGAAGUGGUGUCCACCGCCAAAGGGCCGAAUGGACAGGAGGUGUCCAUACUGACGACCAACCAGACACACACGGCCGUGGAGAAUCUCAAACCGGAGAGCAAUUAUGAAUUCAAAGUAACACCAAAGAAUGAGCUGGGAACCGGACCCUCCACUGAUCCUGUGACUUUUAGCACAGAAUCAGCGGAUCCGCGCGUGAGCGAAUACGUCGCAGGCAAAGACGCCAUCUGGACUCAGUUCCCGUUUAAAGCUGACGCCUACUCCGAAUGCAAUGGGAAGCAGUUUGUGAAGAGAACCUGGUACCGAAAGUUUGUAGGGAUCCAGCUGUGCAACUCGCUGAGAUACAAAAUCUACCUGAGUGACUCGCUCAAUGGUAAGUUCUACCACAUUGGGGAUCAGACGGGGCACGGUGAGGACCAUUGUCAGUUUGUAGACUCCUUCCUGGACGGGCGGACCGGCACCCAGAUGUUGGCUGACCAGCUGCCAAGCAAGCUAGGGUUCUUCAGAGCAUUGAGACAGGAGCCCGUUCACUUUGGAGAGAUUGGAGGAAAGUCCCACAUCACCUACGUUGGCUGGUACGAGUGUGGCACGCCCAUACCUGGGAAGUGGUAAGGUCCCACGUAGCUGGUGAGGAGGAUGACUCCCGAGGUGGUGAGGAAGAAGAAGAUGCCUGUAUAGGAUGGUCGGCUUAUUUUUUUAAAAAUGUUUUCACGUCACAAUGGACACUCUCUGUUUGAACUCGGCCAACUCUCCCAGGUAUGAAACUCUAUAGGACUAUUACAUAUCACAAAUCUCUGUCGAGUGCAUUUGUAACAUUGGUCAUAAUUUCUCUAUUUAUCAAAAAAAUGCCACGACGGACAGAAGAGUGCAGGAGUGUUUGGUGAACCAAAAAUGUUGAAUAUACAGUAAAUCGCAGAAAAUAUUGGGAAGCUGGCUCCCAAAGUGUAAUAACGUGUAUAUUAUUUAUCAAGGGUCUGUUAUUGAAUAUUCAGUGUGCUUGGACGUUUGAGACAGGAAAGUAAAAGUCGUUCCCGGCACCUGAAUGUCAGUGAGCACACAUGUCGGUCAUUUGUAUACAGAAAGGUGCCAAUCAUUCUUUCAUUGUACAUUUUGACUAUGUAAAUUACAAGCACACACACGGACAUGCAGAACUGACCUUCUGCUGACCCUAAAGGAUUAUUAGCAGUUGCUGUUUGCACAGUAUUAAACAUUUGUUCAUAUAUGUAUAUGGUGUGAAAUACAGUAUGUAUACCAGUGAUCAUAGAAACAUUUCAGGUAAAAGAUAAAGCAGUUUUAGCCAAAUUGUUGAUCUAUAUUGUAAGAAAACCAAAGUUUGAGCGCACUUGCAAUGGGGUCACUUGAAAACAAAAGCAUUUUUUGUAUGCCUGUGCUGUCAUAUAUUGUUGAAUAAAAUAAAGAUUGAAAUAUAUAUAUAUAAAAAUAGAAAUAAACUGAGCUUCAAUGUGGAAAUGAUAUAAUUUAUGUUUUUUCUGUUCAAAUCAUUGGAGAGAAAACGCUCCAGUUUUUCCACAGCUGUCAUGACGACGGGUGUUUUUGACGCGCCAUUUAUGUUUCCAGCAAUAAAUCUUGUUUUUAUAUUUCCUGAUAUAUCCAUUUGCCUGUUAUGGUAAAGAAAGGUUGGAGUUUUUUGAAAAUAUAUUAAGAGUAGAUGGGCUGAUCGAAACUGCCAAUUUUGCUUAAGAAUUACUUUUUGCGCAACAUGAUUUUUAAGCUUAAAUGGCAAAAUUGUUUGCAUAGGAGGUUUAUCACCAGUAGAACUGUUUUUGUUCCUGUUAGACACUGAUCUGAAUUGUUCGGAAGAGUCUUCCGGCCAUGCACAAAAUGAGAGGGAUGUUUUUGCC
Molecule: messenger RNA, 5968 nt
Organism: Scophthalmus maximus (turbot)
Lineage: Eukaryota; Metazoa; Chordata; Actinopteri; Pleuronectiformes; Scophthalmidae
Gene: abi3bpa
Product: target of Nesh-SH3
Exons: 23
Coding region: 357-4718 (1453 amino acids)
Biological process (GO): positive regulation of cell-substrate adhesion; extracellular matrix organization
Molecular function (GO): protein binding
Source: RefSeq, a predicted model, not a curated record